Molecule: messenger RNA, 1338 nt
Organism: Carassius gibelio (silver crucian carp)
Lineage: Eukaryota; Metazoa; Chordata; Actinopteri; Cypriniformes; Cyprinidae
Product: ornithine transcarbamylase, mitochondrial-like
Exons: 8
Coding region: 316-1188 (290 amino acids)
Biological process (GO): L-citrulline biosynthetic process
Cellular component (GO): mitochondrion
Molecular function (GO): amino acid binding; ornithine carbamoyltransferase activity
Source: RefSeq, a predicted model, not a curated record
CUGCUUUUAUCAGUAGAGUUGCAGCACUUGCUGUAGCCUGGGCAGGUAGUGAUGAAACUACACUACCCAUAAUGCUCUGCUGAGCCUGAGGCUUCCUGUCCGGCUUUCCAGGUCAAACUGUUUUUCUUGCUAAUUUAUUCUCUUUUAGUGGUUACUGCUUGUGUUGUGGUGAUGAACUUGAUGGACUUAAUUUACCAGAAACUGAUUUAGUUUAUUUGUGGCAGAAGAUUUAUUGGUUGCUGAUUGGUUAUUGGACCAUAAACUGGAAAAUUAGUGGCCUCUUUCUGGAGCUAAGCUUUUAAUAGAUGGAAAUUCAUGUUUCUGUUCAGUAAGCACUUUAUCAGUGGGCAACUGACUGUUUUUAUGACCAACUGCAAGUUGGAAGCAGACUGGCUUUUUUCAGUUCCUCCUGAUCCUCCAGGGUUUUCUCUGUUGGGUGGCCAUCCAUGUUUUCUCACACACCAGGAUAUUCAUCUAGGAGUCAAUGAGAGCACCACAGACACGGCCAGGGUGCUCUCUGGUUUGGCAGAUAUCGUGUUAGCGCGGGUGUAUAGUCACUCAUCUCUGGAGCACCUGGACAAAGAUGCUUCUAUACCAAUCAUCAAUGGCCUGUCUGACCUCUACCACCCUAUACAGAUUCUGGCUGACCUACUGACACUACAGGAGCACUAUGGCUCAUUAAAAGGCCUCACUUUAGCUUGGAUAGGUGAUGGAAACAACGUUCUUCACUCCUUUAUGAUGUCACUGGCUAAACUAGGUGUCAAUCUAAAAGUGGCCACACCCAAGGGUUAUGAGCCAGAUGCUAAUGUCACUCAAGAGGCCCAGCUUCUGUCGAAGCAGUUUGGUACCAAGUUGCAAUUCCUGACGGAUCCCAUGGAGGCAGCACGGGACAGUAGUGUGCUGGUUACUGACACUUGGGUGAGCAUGGGCCAAGAGGAGGAGAAGAAGAGGAGACUAAAAGAUUUCCAUGGUUACCAGAUCACCAUGCAGACAGGAAGUGUGGCUGCACCAGACUGGACAUUUCUGCACUGUCUCCCACGUAAAGAAGAGGAAGUAGAUGAUGAAGUUUUCUACUCACCACGUUCCCUUGUGUUCACAGAGGCUGAAAACCGCAAGUGGACCAUUAUGGGUUUAAUGGUGUGUAUCCUGACAGACUAUAAGCCACGAAUUCCCAAACUCAAAUUUUAAACAAACGUGGUGGAAAAACACUGACAAAAGAAGGCUGUCAUCUAUCUGCUUUUGCAAGAUAACAUUAUAAUUUAUCAUAUUUAGAACUCUUGGCCAAUUGGGGGGGUUAAGAAAGAAAUAAGAAAUACAGAAAUAAAUUAUUGUAUUUAA